AUGAAAACGCUUGUCAGUUGCUGAUCCAUCUCUCCCCCAUAGUCCGUAUUACUCUUAUUUCUCCCAUAUUCUCCCUUCUCCACACCGUGACUCGCACUCUCCCAACCCCUUCCCUUUGUCGGGUGUCCUGUUUGUGUCCUCUUUUGCUCCGUCGGUCUUUACUAUAUUCUAUUUGUUUCUUUUCUCUCUUGGGUUCCCUAGAUUGGUGCUCUGCAUAGAGGGUAGACUUUUUUCUUUUCUAUUUCGUUAUGACCAUGACAGGCGUGAAGGAAGCUGUCAAAGAGUCCUUGGUCGGCACUACCGUCGACGAGCCGUCCCUGUCCAAGCAGGUCAAGGCCAACUUCAUCAAGCACGCCCGCAAGGAUGAGGCCACUGGUGAGCUGUACAUGACUGAAGCAGACUUCGUCGACGCGAUCGCUCCCAAACAUGAAGAUUACCAUAAAAUCAAGCGUGAACACUACGGAAUCCUCUUCAGAGUCGCAGACAGUCGCCGGACCGGCCGAAUCAACAUUCACGAAUGGGCUACCUUCGAGAACCUGCUUGCGAAACCUGACGCCGAAUACGAGAUCGCCUUCCGACUUUUCGAUACUGACGGAACGGGGACGGUCAAGUGGGAGACCUUCCAGAAGCUAUACAAUGAGAACAAGACGAAAGACAGCAUACCCUUUGAUUGGAACUCCGAGUGGGCGGCGUUGUAUACAGGGAAGAAGAAGACCCGGCAUGAUAUGACAUACCCCCAGUUCGCGCAGAUGCUUCGAGGCCUGCAAGGCGAGCGCAUCCGACAAGCCUUCCAUGUGUUUGACAAGGACGGCGACGGGUACAUCGAGCCGGAGGAAUUCCAGCGUAUCAUCCUUGAGACGUCGAGACACAAGCUGUCGGACUAUGUGCUGGAGCAUCUUCCGAGCCUGUGCAACAUCUCCGCGGGAACGAAGAUUUCGUAUGCCACCGUGCGUGCCUUCCAGAAUGUUAUGCGGGAGAUGGACAUGAUUGAUUUAAUUAUUCGCGAGGCGACGGAUAAGAGUGAGGAUGGUAAGAUCACGCGCUCGGAUUUCCUGAACGCCGCGGCGCGUCUGACGCGGUUUUCGCUGUUCACGCCGAUGGAGGCGGAUAUCCUGUUCCACUUUGCUGGGCUUGACGCGCCGUCUGGGCGUCUUUCCCAAAAGGAUUUCUCCAAGGUCAUUGAUGCCUCAUGGCGCAUUCCUGUUGCCGCCGCCGAGCAGGCUAUUACCACUGCUUCCGGUGCUGCGCACAAGGCCGCUGAUGCCGGGAAAUCCAUGCUUCACGGUGUCUUGGAGUCUGUCCACCAUUUCGCUCUUGGCAGUUUGGCUGGUGCUUUUGGCGCGUUCAUGGUCUACCCCAUUGACCUUGUCAAGACGCGUAUGCAGAACCAGCGAUCCAGCCGUGUUGGUGAGAGACUGUACAAUAACUCGAUUGACUGCGCGCGCAAGGUCAUCCGGAACGAGGGUUUCACCGGUCUGUACUCGGGUGUUAUUCCUCAGCUGAUCGGUGUUGCUCCGGAGAAGGCGAUCAAGCUCACCGUCAACGAUCUCGUCCGUGGAUAUUUCGCUGGCAAGCAGAACGGCAAGCUCAAGACCUGGCAGGAGGUUCUCGCUGGUGGUUCCGCGGGCGCUUGCCAAGUUGUCUUCACUAACCCCCUUGAGAUCGUCAAGAUUCGCCUUCAAGUCCAAGGUGAAAUUGCGAAAAACGCCGGCGUGGAAGGUGCUGCGCCUCGCCGCUCCGCCCUCUGGAUUGUCAGGAACCUCGGUCUCGUCGGCCUUUACAAGGGCGCCAGUGCCUGUCUCCUCCGUGACGUCCCCUUCUCCGCCAUCUACUUUCCCACCUACUCGCAUCUGAAAUCCGACUUCUUCGGCGAGUCCCGCACACACAAGCUCGGCGUGGUGCAGCUGCUAACUGCUGGCGCUAUUGCUGGUAUGCCCGCCGCGUACCUGACGACACCCUGUGACGUAAUCAAGACCCGGCUGCAGGUCGAAGCGCGCAAGGGCGAAAAGGCAUACACCGGUCUCCGCCAUGCCGCUGUCACAAUAUUUAGGGACGAGGGUUUCAAGGCGUUCUUCAAGGGCGGACCAGCUCGUAUCUUGCGUUCGUCGCCGCAAUUUGGCUUCACGCUCGCUGCGUACGAGGUUCUGCAGAAGUGGCUGCCUAUGCCGGGGUCUGAACAUGAUGUUUCACCGACGGGUCAGGUGGAGCCUGGUGUGGGCGUUCCAGUUGCCAAGGAGCCGCUGCCUUAUCUGAGGAGCAGAAAUGCGCUCAAGCUUAUUCUGGAUCUCGACGAGAAUAUUGGCCGCCUGCCGAUCCCCGAUAAGGAGCGGUGGCCGAAGUUCAUGAGGCCUGCUGCAGGUGCUGAAAAAUAA
Messenger RNA from Aspergillus nidulans FGSC A4, 2372 nucleotides. RefSeq names its product citrin. Bases 249 to 2372 code for a protein of 707 amino acids. Lineage: Eukaryota; Fungi; Ascomycota; Eurotiomycetes; Eurotiales; Aspergillaceae. Gene Ontology annotation, biological process: L-aspartate transmembrane transport; aspartate transmembrane transport; transmembrane transport. Gene Ontology annotation, molecular function: L-glutamate transmembrane transporter activity; calcium ion binding. The record is from RefSeq and is a predicted model, not a curated record. Gene Ontology annotation, cellular component: mitochondrial inner membrane; membrane. The transcript is spliced from 3 exons.